ACGUUUCUCCGAUUACCAGUGUGGGCCCCAUGGAAGGCGGUGGCCUUAUUUGCUGAUGAGCCCUCGGACAACUCAACCUGUCCACGCAAUAAAACCGUUCUCAGGGGCAGUUGAAAGCAACGGUGGCUCUUCUUGAGCGAGCAAAAGCAGAAGCCACCAUCUGCAUUUCUACGGCCGAGAUUUCAGGUGAGAUAACUCUCGCUACCCAUUCCUUGCUCUGCUUGCACAUCGGUAAUAGCGAAAACAGGAAAAAAGGCGCCAUCCGCACCGGCGCUCGGACCUGAAAUCAAAUCGUACCAUGAAAUCCUGCUUUCCUUCGCGCCUACAAGUCCGUGACUGAUCGUUCAUCUGUAUUUCGCAUCCUCUCAUGCAUCUUUGGAGAAAUAAGCGUCGGAUGGAUAUGGACGGAAGAAAACUCCUCUGUAAAUCUCUAAUUCUCUACUCUCUUAUUUAUCUCGUCGAAUCUUCCUGCAAUACUACCGAUCGCGAUGUGGUGCUGAAGGCGUUCAGCUCCGUUUCCGGAUUCGACUCCUCGCGUUUUGUUUCCGCCAACGGAAGCUGCAAAAAUCCUCCCAUAACGGAAAUAAAGCUCGCUUCGAAAAAUCUUAGCGGAACCGUUUCGUGGUCUUUUCUGAGUAAUCUGUCGAGGCUGCAGACGCUCGAUCUUUCUAACAACUCGCUGCAGGGAUCCGUUCCUGGGUGCCUUUGGUCGAUACCGAGCCUCGUCCAUGUCAAUCUCGCUAUGAAUCGGCUCGGCGGAAACGUCUGUUUCGAGCGGCUGGAUUCGAAUUCGUCGUCGCUGAGAGUUCUUAAUCUAUCGAGCAAUCGGUUCACGAACUCGUUCCGUCUUUCGGGUUUCUUGAAUCUCCGAGUUCUAUCCGUCUCGAAGAACGAUCUGAGAUCGUUGCCGUCGGGUCUGGAGAACCUUACUAAGCUCGAACAUCUCGACCUCUCGAGCUGUAAUAUAUCUGGCAGUUCAAGACCCAUUUCCAACCUCCGAUUGUUGGAGUAUCUAGACGUCUCCGAUAAUUCCAUGAAGGGUUCUUUUCCUUCUGAUUUUCCUCCCCUUUCCCGGCUCGAGUUCUUGAACAUUUCUAAGAACAAUUUCACAGGGCAGGUGGAAUCUGAAAGGAUCAAGAGAUUUGGAAAAUCAGCUUUCAUACAAUCUGGGAUUUUCAACGCUUCCAAAACUCACCAAAGAACACCGUCCGUCCUAACUCAUUCAUCGAGAAAACCCCAAAACGCAUCGCAGAAGCCGAAAAAGAAGAAACUCAGAUCAAAAACCCGAACUGUGAUUCUCGCGUCGGUACUUUCCACAACGUUCGUCGUCGUAGUAAUAUCCAUUCUGAUCGCAUGUGUAAAGAUGAGAAAGCGUGCGAAUAGAGAGAAAUGGGCCAUCUCAAAGCCGAAUCCACCGUUUGCAUUGAAGGUGGAGAAAUCCGGACCGUUCUCUUUCGAGAAUGAAUCCGGCACGUGGGUGGCGGACAUCAAGGAGCCGUCCUCGGCCCCCGUGGUGAUGUUCGAGAAGCCAUUGAUGAAUCUCACGUUCUCGGAUCUGAUCGUGGCCACGUCGCAUUUCGGGAAGGAGUCACAGCUGGCGGAGGGGAGAGGUGGCCCAGUUUACCGCGCGGUGCUGCCAGGAGACUUACACGUGGCGAUAAAGGUGCUGGAGAAGGCGAAGGAUAUUGAGGCCGAGGACGCCGCGAGUAUGUUCGAAGAGCUUUCGAGGCUCAAGCACCCCAACCUCUUGCCUCUCUUGGGCUACUGCAUUGCAGGGAAAGAGAAGCUGUUGCUGUUCGAGUUCAUGGCAAAUGGUGACCUGCACCGAUGGAUGCACGAGCUCCCGACGGGCGAGCCUAACGUCGAGGACUGGAGCAUGGACACGUGGCAGCACCAGAACGAUGCCAUCGUUGGGCCCCACGUCGAGAGGAUGGGCUGGCCCACGCGCCACCGCAUCGCCGUGGGGAUCGCACGUGGGCUCGCUUUCCUUCACCAUGCCGGCUCCAAGCCCAUCGUCCACGGCCACCUCGUCCCCACCAACGUCCUCCUCGCCGACGAUUUCGAGCCGCGGAUCGCGGACUUCGGUGUCCGGAUCGGCGACGUGAUCGGCAGUACGGAGUCCGACGUGCACUCCUUCGGGGUCAUCCUGUUAGAGAUGCUGACGGGGAAGGCAGGUUCGGACGAGCUAGUUGCUUGGGUCCGAGCCUUGGUUAAAGACAGGCAAGGAUUGAAAGCUCUCGAUCCGAGGCUGAGGCUCGGAAAUGACUCGACAAGCGAGAUGGUGGAGAGCCUCAGGGUUGGAUAUCUAUGUACAGCCGAGUCGCCCGAGAAGCGACCGAGCAUGCAGCAGGUCGUGGGUUUGCUCAAGGACAUACAUCCGGCGGCGCCUUCACAAUGACUAAGAUACCCUUGUGCUUUGGCUAGAGGAAAGGGUAUCUUGGGUAAAGGGUAGGAUUAAAGACAAAGAUAAAGAAAACGACAAAAGUGGUUUACUUUGGGUCUGCGAAUCCCGCUAAUUGAUUUUCC
Messenger RNA from Magnolia sinica, 2526 nucleotides. Its product is annotated as calmodulin-binding receptor kinase CaMRLK. The transcript is spliced from 2 exons. Bases 368 to 2398 code for a protein of 676 amino acids. The record is from RefSeq and is a predicted model, not a curated record. Gene Ontology annotation, molecular function: protein kinase activity; ATP binding; protein binding. Lineage: Eukaryota; Viridiplantae; Streptophyta; Magnoliopsida; Magnoliales; Magnoliaceae. Gene Ontology annotation, biological process: protein phosphorylation.